Molecule: messenger RNA, 904 nt
Organism: Vespula vulgaris
Lineage: Eukaryota; Metazoa; Arthropoda; Insecta; Hymenoptera; Vespidae
Exons: 6
Coding region: 512-904 (130 amino acids)
Source: RefSeq, a predicted model, not a curated record
AGCACACGAUUGUUUCAAGGGUGUGAACGACCUUAUCAUAACACAGCAGGUUCUGAUGUACGAACGAUUUUGAAUUUGCAUUUCUUAACCUUGAAUGCCCCCUACCGAAGAGAAGCCUCACAUUAAGAAUUUUGAACGAACGAACGAAGGAAGAUCAAAUAGCAACGAAGCGUAUAAGGGAUGAUACAUUUUGUCUUCUUAGACAUUAUAUAUGUAUAAAAUGAGUAUAUAUAGGUACGGUCAUGCGUUCUCCUGACGGUCUCGAUUCUUCUUGAUCGAGGAGGGGGUUGUACUUGAAGAGCAAGCGCGCACAGAUUUCGCCCUCAAAUACAUUUACUCCUUGGCACCCUUCGUGCGCAGAGAAUCGAGCAACCCUUUGCCGUUUCCAAUAAUUUUAAUCGAGUUCAAAUUGUGCGACAUCCAAUCGCGAGUAAUAAAAAACAGAGAGAAAAAAGAAAGAAAAACAAGACAAAGGAAGGUACGCGAAGAAGUUUAUCCAAACUUAUCCAGAAUGAAGAUAAUUCAUUACCUUCUCUACAUAAUACCAUUGAUAUUCUUAAUAAAGAUGGGAUAUGUAGAAGGAAUGCAAAAUAAGCGUGAUAUCUCGAACGCAUUUUCGAUGGAUAAAACAUAUAAAAUGAAAAGACCAUUUUGCAAUGCGUUUACUGGAUGUGGAAGGAAAAGGAGUUUCCAUGGAAUUCCGAUUCGUUCUCCAUACUUUGAUUCCAAGAAAGAAAUUGGAAUUCGUCUUCCGAUACCUAUCUAUAGAACUUUAAUGAAUGAGGCUUCUAAAGAAAUUCGAAACACAAUUUCUCGAGAUACUAAUGAUUACGAACUCCCAGAGAUAACACAGGACUUCACAGUUUUUCCCGAUCGAGAAUUGCCAUUGGAUGAAAUUAAUUGA